Molecule: messenger RNA, 1038 nt
Organism: Entrophospora sp. SA101
Lineage: Eukaryota; Fungi; Glomeromycota; Glomeromycetes; Entrophosporales; Entrophosporaceae
Source: the annotation of a GenBank genome assembly
AUGAAUCUCACCUGCUCUACUUGUCAAAAUCAAAUUAAUUGUGCUAAUUGCUCAACUAAACCAACUAAUUUUAACCAACAAACCAACUCAAAUAAAAGCAAUGUUGAAAUCAUUGAACUAACUGGAACUUUACAAAGAAACUUAGGAACCAAGCAAGACAAAAACGGCAAAGAAUUCUACUUUGGCACUUUAAAGUUAGAUGAUGACACCGAACAAGUUAUUUUUUUCUUUGACCCAGAUUAUAAUUUAAAAAUGAAAUUACAAACAUUAGAUCAAGGAGACCGAAUUAAAGUUUCCGGCUUUAUUAAUAGAAUAGGAAAGUUCACAGUUAAAGAAUUGACUGAUGAUGGCAAAUACUCUACUGCCGAACAAAAAGCCCAAGAAAGAAGUAUCAUUACUUCACAAAUCAAAGAAGAAAGAGAAAAACAAGGAAUUAACGAAUUAUUAGAAGGUGGAGAAUUAGAUUUACGCGAAUUCACUAGUUUAGAAAAAAUAGAAAUCGACCAAAAACUUUUAAAAACUCCUCUUACUAAAUUAAAUAUUAAUGAAACCGAGGAAGAAAAGAAAUUAUACGGAGAAUUAGGAAUUAGCGAAGAUACCGAAAAGAAAAAAUUAGUCAGGGAAAUAAGAAAAUUAGCCGAAUUAUGGUCUACUCAAAACAAUAAAAAAGCAAGCAUCCAUUUUGCCACGGAAAAAGCCCCCAAAGACCAAUUAAAAGAAGAAAUUUUGGAACUAGUCAGCCAAGAAUUGAACAAAAAUCCUAGCGAGGAAGAAUUAGAGAAAUUACACUUUAAGGCAAAGGUUAAUUGUAAUUCAAACCAGGAAUAUGUUAUUCAAGUAAAUUAUAAUUCUCAAAGUCCAUUUAAAGACAAGAUAAAAGAAUUAAUGAUUACUACCCCUUUACAGUCCGAAAUCGAAAGUUUACGGCAAGAAAACACUAAUUUAAAGCAACAAACUAUUUUAGUUGAACCAAUUGGAACUUUUAAACAAAGCGAAGUCGCUAUUCAAAGAUUACUUGAAAAAACUGAAAAAGAAUGA